Molecule: messenger RNA, 438 nt
Organism: Racocetra persica
Lineage: Eukaryota; Fungi; Glomeromycota; Glomeromycetes; Diversisporales; Gigasporaceae
Source: the annotation of a GenBank genome assembly
AUGUCGGACAAUUUUUCUUGUUUCGUUUAUGGUACACUGGUUUUUCCAGAAGUUAUGAGACACGUACUUAGUGAUGGUGGGAAAAAACAAAUCUCUGUUGACCUUGAUUCCGGUGUUCCAGCUGUUUUAAAGGGAUAUAAACGUUAUCAAGUCCGUGGAGCUUGGUAUCCGGCCAUAAUAAAAGGUGAAGAAAAUGAUGAAGCAAAAGGUGUUGUUGUUAAAGGUCUUACCUAUAAUGAUGUUUUAAAACUUGAUGAUUAUGAGGGUGAUACAUAUAAAAGAAUAGAUGUUAAAGUAUUUGUUGGUGAUUCUUUGAAUUCUAUAACUACUCAAACUUAUGUUUGGACUGCUUCUACUGAUUUGUUGGAAAAUAAAGACUGGGAUCCAAAUGAAUUUAAAAAACUAAUAGAAACUCGAUCUAUUGAUGAGCUUGAUUAA